Molecule: messenger RNA, 1323 nt
Organism: Aureobasidium pullulans EXF-150
Lineage: Eukaryota; Fungi; Ascomycota; Dothideomycetes; Dothideales; Saccotheciaceae
Exons: 3
Coding region: 1-1323 (440 amino acids)
Biological process (GO): transcription initiation at RNA polymerase II promoter
Cellular component (GO): transcription factor TFIID complex
Molecular function (GO): protein heterodimerization activity
Source: RefSeq, a predicted model, not a curated record
AUGCUUGGUGCCUUGUCUGAGUCUCGGAGGAUCUUGACACGACAUUACCGAGAUAUGCCGGUUUUACGAGAAACCGUCUUCAUUGCGUGCUGUUUCAUCAGCGCUGCAACCGCAUACAAUACAUCUUUUGGCGAACUUGAUGUGACAAACCCAAACUUUGAGAUUGUUUUGACACGGCGACGAGCAACACAACUCUCACACGAGCUCGAACACGGACCUCAACAACUUGUCUUUGCUUCUCAACUCAUCCAUCUCAUUGUUACUUUGUCUUCAGGCAUAGUCGAAGUCAUGAGAGGAUACGACAACAGGACUACGUCUCUGGCCAAGGCGGGAUGGCUGAAACGGCAAGCUCCGAGGCAGUUUGUCUCUGGUCGCAAGGCUACAUCAUGUCCAAAGACCACCACCAGACAAAACAUGUCAUCAGUACCGUCCAACCCACUCAAGAGAAGAAGAGCCGGCUCAAAAACAAAGCGCACACAUCAUCUCAGUCACAUCCAACAACUGCCGGCCGACACGGAGCCCGCGGCGCAAGAUGAGGCUUUCAUCCAGGCCCAGCUGUUGCGCUCCAUCUGCACCGCCUUGACCAUAGUCGGCUAUGAAAGUGUCAAGCCCUCAGCUCUGGAGAUGUUCCGUGCAGAGGUUGAAGAAUACAUGAUGAACUUCCUCACAACCGUCAAGCAUUCAAUGACAACCUCACGCCGAACGACCGCAAUCCCGCAAGACUUUAUCCUCGCCCUCGCAGAAGCCGGCCUGGAAUCACAUCACCUGGAACCCCAUCUACAAUUGCGCCUACCCAACGACAUCUCGAACCCCAUCAUUCCUCCUCCACGGCCGUCAGAAGCCCCACCGCCAAACCUGGCACCCAUGUUAGGACGAGAGUUGGCGACACCAGCCACACAGCAAUACGGAUACAUGCCCUCACAUUUCCCGCCACUACCAAGCCGUCACGCAUGGCAGGGCACUGCUGUCCUCACCGAACGAGAACAAGAUCCAAGGAGAAUCCGCGAACGCGCAACCGACGAAGGUGUACAAGCCGAACAUGCCCUUCGCAAACUUACUGCUGCCAACAAGGCCCGCUCACGCCAGGCUCCAGUCGACAAAGCAAAGGACAAGCUAUGGCAAGACACAAUCUCCGACCUACUAGAUGACGAGGACAAGGUACCAACGCAAAAGGACGCAGAUGGCGAUCUCAGGUUGGAAGGAUGCAUGGACAGUGGUGGAAAAGUUAGCAGCACGGCCGAUCUGAUACGGGAAGGUGGUGGCUUGAUGGUCAACCAUGACCGUAAUCACUGGCGUAGAGGGAGGGGUGCUGUGCAUAUCUGA